AGAAACAAAUCGAAGUCUGUGAAUGUCGAAUGAUGUGCGAUGACGUAUCUCCUCAUUACUCUCACAUGCAUUCUACAUUACUGUAAUGCAGGUUGCAGUCUAGAAGAUUGUUCGCAGUGGUUCCUAAGAGUGAAGCACUACCAUACGCUUUCGCCCGGCAGCAACGAGCCGUAUUGUCAAGCGUUAUCCACGUAUCUGAAGUGUUUAAACGACACAACGCUCGAAUGUCGUGGUAAUCUUCAGUUUUACACGAACCUUUUUGCUAUGAAAAAGCAGUUCCGCGAAUUCGGCUGCGUUUCGUAUAAAUCGCCUUCUGACCUACAUCGGUGUAACUACCUGCCAAAACCGCCACGAUCGAAAAUGCGAAUGUGUUCUUUAUUUGGCGAUCCACAUUUACAAAGGUUUGAUGGGAUAAUGCAGUCCUGCAUUGAGGAAGGAGCUCGACCACUCGUCGAAAACCGGCAUUUCCUAGUGCAAGUGACAAAUGCUAACAUUCAUAAUGAGCCAUACACCACAGCUGUAAAUAAGAUUACUGUGCUAAUUCGCAAGCACAAUUGCACUCGUUCCCUCCAUUACGAAGCUGCUUCGGAAGAGGAGACUCUUCCAGUAUCAUUUGUUGACGGAGUGAAAAAUCAUAAGACCGACGACGGUCGAGUUAGCGUUGAGAUUAUAAGUCGAGGGGAUUAUGUGGAGAUUGCCAUGCAUCACAUCCACUCUAGUGUACAUAUACGUAGGAGAGGUCCUUACCUGAGUGUUUCUGUGAUGGUCCCCGAAAAUCUUCAGCGUGGACCCGCAUUAUUCGACACAUUGUGCACCUCCGGAUGCCGAAAUCAGUCAAUAAUCUCUAUCGAUAAAGCUCUAGCAUCUCCUAAUCAGUAUGCGAAGUGUUACGCACGAAGACUGCACGUGCCAAUAAAGCUCGCUACUGAUCGAUGUCGAACUGUGAAUGUAACAGAUCAGUACAUUGACGCUUGCAUAUUCGAUCUCAUGCUCACAGGUGAUGAAUACCUAGUUGCAAUGGCACGCGACGCACAACUAGACGUCCGCAAUCUAAUGCCUCAUCUCCGAUGGAUGUUUUCUGCAACUGCGUGA
Molecule: messenger RNA, 1092 nt
Organism: Cylicocyclus nassatus
Lineage: Eukaryota; Metazoa; Nematoda; Chromadorea; Rhabditida; Strongylidae
Source: the annotation of a GenBank genome assembly